Messenger RNA from Perognathus longimembris pacificus (Pacific pocket mouse), 386 nucleotides. RefSeq names its product ATP synthase membrane subunit e (gene Atp5me). The record is from RefSeq and is a predicted model, not a curated record. NCBI's taxonomy places the organism in Eukaryota, Metazoa, Chordata, Mammalia, Rodentia, Heteromyidae. The transcript has 4 exons. Gene Ontology annotation, biological process: proton motive force-driven ATP synthesis. Gene Ontology annotation, molecular function: proton transmembrane transporter activity. The coding region runs from base 124 to 339 and encodes 71 amino acids.
GCCCCGGGAGCGGUUCGCAGCUACGGCGCGUGCGCGGCCCCGCCGCGUCCUUCCGAGGCUUCCCCUCCGCGAGGUUUCUUCCUCCACCUUCGAUCUGCUUCCGGUGCGGAGGUCCGGGACAAGAUGGUGCCGCCCGUGCAAGUUUCUCCGCUCAUCAAGCUCGGUCGCUACUCCGCCCUGGUCCUCGGCAUGGCCUACGGAGCCAAGCGCCACAGCUACCUAAAACCUCGGGCAGAGGAGGAGAGGAGGGUAGCAGCGGAGGAGAAGAAGAGGCAGGAUGAGCUGAAGCGGAUUGAGAGAGAGCUGGCCGAAGCCCGGGAAGACAGCAUAUUUAAAUGAGAGGCACCAGCUCUGCCCCAUUGGAUGAAUAAAAAUUCGGCUUAUUA